CCAGAGCGGCCGUCUUAAGCCGGCGGGCGCGCUGCAGCCUCCCCUCCUCAGGGCCAGAGACGGAAGGCGACCGUCCCGCGGCGGCACAGGCGCGCUCUCCAACUCCCGCGCCACAGCCAAAGGAGCGCGCUAUGAAGUCUUACACUACAUAUUUCAUGCUCCUAUGGAGUGCUGUUGGAAUAGCAAGGGCUGCCAAAAUCAUCAUCGUGCCGCCAAUUAUGUUUGAAAGCCAUUUGUACAUUUUCAAGACGCUAGCAUCAGCCUUGCAUGAGAGAGGCCACCACACAGUGUUCCUUCUCUCAGAAGGCAGAGACAUUGACCCAUCUAAUCACUACAGCCUCCAGCGAUACCCAGGGAUCUUCAACAGUACCACCUCAGAUGCUUUCCUGCAGUCUAAAAUGCGGAAUAUUUUCUCUGGGAGAUUGACAGCCGUUGAACUGGUUGACAUACUGGAUCACUAUACUAAGAAUUGUGACAUGAUGGUUGGCAACCAAGCCCUAAUCCAGGGUUUGAAAAAGGAAAAGUUUGACCUGCUACUUGUGGACCCCAAUGAUAUGUGUGGUUUUGUGAUCGCCCAUCUUUUAGGAGUUAAAUAUGCUGUAUUUUCUACUGGCCUUUGGUAUCCUGCUGAAGUAGGAGCGCCUGCUCCUUUAGCUUACGUCCCAGAGUUUAACUCACUCCUCACAGACCGCAUGAACUUCCUGGAAAGGAUGAAAAAUACUGGCGUUUACCUCAUUUCCAGAAUAGGGGUCAGCUUCCUGGUUCUUCCCAAAUAUGAGAGGAUAAUGCAGAAGUACAACCUGCUCCCUGCGAAGUCCAUGUAUGAUUUGGUUCAUGGGUCCAGCCUGUGGAUGUUGUGUACUGACGUAGCACUGGAGUUUCCGAGACCCACCCUGCCUAACGUUGUGUACGUUGGAGGAAUCCUAACAAAGCCGGCCAGCCCACUGCCAGAAGAUCUGCAGAGUUGGGUAAAUGGUGCUCAGGAACAUGGCUUUGUCCUGGUGUCUUUUGGAGCCGGUGUCAAGUAUCUGUCAGAAGACAUUGCUAACAAACUGGCCGGAGCUCUGGGGAGAUUGCCUCAGAAAGUGAUUUGGAGGUUUUCUGGAACCAAACCAAAGAAUCUAGGAAACAACACUAAGCUCAUAGAAUGGCUGCCGCAAAAUGACCUGCUUGGUCAUUCAAACAUCAAAGCCUUCCUAAGCCAUGGUGGUUUGAACAGUAUUUUUGAAACUAUGUAUCAUGGUGUUCCUGUGGUGGGAAUUCCACUUUUUGGAGACCACUAUGAUACCAUGACUCGAGUGCAGGCAAAAGGCAUGGGGAUCUUGUUGGAAUGGAAAACAGUGACUGAAGAGGAGUUGUAUGAUGCCCUGGUGAAAGUUAUCAAUAACCCGAGCUAUCGGCAGAGGGCUCAGAAGUUAUCGGAAAUUCAUAAGGAUCAACCCGACCACCCUGUCAAUCGGACUACUUAUUGGAUAGACUACAUUCUUCGCCAUGACGGAGCCCAUCACCUCCGCUCGGCUGUGCAUCAGAUUUCUUUCUGCCAGUAUUUCCUGUUGGAUAUUGCCUUUGUGCUUUUGCUUGGUGCUGCCUUGUUCUACUUCAUUUUGUCCUGUGUGACAAAAUUUAUCUAUAGAAAAAUCAAAAGUCUGUGGUCUAGAAAUAAGCAUAGCCCAGUUAAUGGACAUUACCAAAACGGAAUCCCCAAUGGCAAAUACAAAGGAAAUGGCCAUAUUAAACACGAGAAGAAGGUAAAAUGAGCCAACAGCCCAGGUUUGGGGAACAAAUCUGUUCAGUCAUUGAGUUUGUAUUGCUAUACUUUAGUCUAACAGCUACCAAAGCUAAAUGUCAGCAAACAAUUCUAAUACUCCUCAUCCGACCUUACUAAUGAAAUGCCAUGGAGAAGAUAUCUGUAAAGAGCACAGCCCUAAAUGCAAAAACGUAUUUCAUUCAAAUACUGAUGCAGAAAGUUGGCACUGAACCAUUUAGAAGCCUUAAUUAUUGAAAUCAAUUAAGUGAUUGUGUCAGACCUUAGUUUUAAAUGUUACACGUGUAUUAUAGGUGAGGAAUGGCGUAUUUUCUCUUAAUAAGAUAUGUGUGUGUAUGUGUGUGUGUUUCCUAUUCCUAUGUCAGUGAGUUUUAGCUUGUAUUUGUUGAAAGUACAGCGUAUUCAGGAAUGGAGUAGGAAAAGACAGGACCCAAAUGUUUCUCUGCCAGUGUUUAACAUAUGUGCACUUCCAAUUCUACCUUCAAAGACUGUUUCCCUCAAAACUCCACGCAAAGGGGCAAGUGGAAAGAUGGGUGGCACAAUUUUUGUAUUCUUGUUUAUU
Alexandromys fortis (reed vole) is the source of this 2327-nucleotide messenger RNA. RefSeq names its product UDP glycosyltransferase 8 (gene Ugt8). The record is from RefSeq and is a predicted model, not a curated record. Lineage: Eukaryota; Metazoa; Chordata; Mammalia; Rodentia; Cricetidae. The coding region runs from base 132 to 1757 and encodes 541 amino acids. Gene Ontology annotation, biological process: galactosylceramide biosynthetic process. Gene Ontology annotation, cellular component: endoplasmic reticulum. Gene Ontology annotation, molecular function: N-acylsphingosine galactosyltransferase activity. The transcript is spliced from 6 exons.